AUGCCAAAUAUUACUGGCACUCUCCGUAUCGAGAGAAACAACGAAGGCACACUCCGUCUGAUCCAGUCACUGUUAGGGCCCGACAGACCAUUCAAUGCCACCGCAAAGAUCAAUCACGCUCUGGAAGGCCCCUGCCCAGCUGCUGUGGGACUGAUGGACCUCGAAGCGGACUGUCGAUUGCGUCCUACGCUCGCGACUGACCCGCUGGGGCCACGGGUUUCUGCUGCGACACUCACGGUCAACGGCCAACAGCAUGGCUUGCCAGGCCAGUGCUGCAUCAAGAUGGCUUUUGGCUCCCAAGAGUACUAUUCGCUCAAGCGUGAGCAUGAUCUCUACAGCCACGAGCUGCGUGAACUUGGUGGCAUUGCUGUGCCGCGCUGUCAUGGGUUCUUCGGUAAAAUGGUGAAAGGCAAGCUGGUCGGGUGUCUAGUGCUGGACCUGUGCGUCGGAACCGUCAAUGUUCCAAAGGAUCAGUUCGUGGAGAAAGCAAUGGCCGAGGGCAAUUGCUCGGUGGAGGAAAUGAAUUCUUACAGGAAGGGUGAGGAACGACAGGAAUUCCAUCGCCUGAUCAUGGCGGCGAUCUGCAAGUUGCACUUGGCUGGAGUCAUUCACGAUCGACUAUAUCACUUUGUCCCGAACAUCGUAAAGCCGUAUCCGUACUAUCGCCACUUCGUCAUGCAGGGCCACUCGGUCCUGGUAGUUGACUUUUCAACGGCACGCCCACACUCACGCGACUGUCCGAUUGGCACGCCGCAGAAAGUAGAGCGAACAGUUUGGCACAUCGAGCGGCUUUCAAAUAUUCCAAACGAAGACGUGGACCUCAAGGCCUCAAACGAUAAAGACAGGACUGCAUAG
This is a messenger RNA of Heterobasidion irregulare TC 32-1, 855 nucleotides long. RefSeq lists its product as uncharacterized. Lineage: Eukaryota; Fungi; Basidiomycota; Agaricomycetes; Russulales; Bondarzewiaceae. The record is from RefSeq and is a predicted model, not a curated record. The coding region runs from base 1 to 855 and encodes 284 amino acids. The transcript is spliced from 3 exons.